This is a messenger RNA of Vitis vinifera (wine grape), 2182 nucleotides long. RefSeq names its product homeobox protein knotted-1-like 3. Bases 286 to 1611 code for a protein of 441 amino acids. Gene Ontology annotation, biological process: regulation of DNA-templated transcription. Gene Ontology annotation, molecular function: DNA binding. The record is from RefSeq and is a predicted model, not a curated record. The transcript is spliced from 5 exons. Gene Ontology annotation, cellular component: nucleus. NCBI's taxonomy places the organism in Eukaryota, Viridiplantae, Streptophyta, Magnoliopsida, Vitales, Vitaceae.
GCGGCGUCAUUAGCCUAAACCUUCCUCUCACUCUCAGUCUUCACCCUCCAUAUCUUGGGCGGUUUGCCGAGCUGUUUUCUCAACCGGGAUACCGCUUCCUCUGUCUCGCUCUCCUUUUAAACCACUUUCUCUCUUUUUUUUCUUUUCCUUUUUUCUCCCUCUCAGAACUUCCCUAUAUAUAGAGUAUAUUUAUUUUCUUCGUUUUUCUUUGUGAAGCUAUAUUAUCUCUCUCGCUCCUUUCUCUUUCUAGAAAUCAUGAUGGUAUCGUCGUGAAACCGCUUGUCCAUGGCGUUUCACAACCAGCUCUCACAAGAAAUGGCACUACAGCAUUUCACAGAACAACAUUUGGGGGAAAACGCAUCGGUUUUACGAACUAUACUGCCGGACCAUCUCGCACAGUCGUCCCCGGAGGGUGCCGGAAAGGCACCCGAGAAUCAGCAGCAGCCGGUGCAGCUCGGAACUGGACCGACGUGGCUGAACCACGCGAUUCAGCUCCGGCAACAGAGCCAGUACAGCGACAACAAUUUUCUCAACUUUCUGCAGCGGAACACGAACGACGUCGUCGCGGCCGGCGAUGAGGUUAGCAACGAUUCGAUCAUCGCCACGGCGAUGUCGCACGAAUCGGCUGAUUUGGCGAAUAAUAAUAGCAAUAACAGUAACGUGAAAGUCAACAACAGUGGCAAUGGUGCUGAGAUUGCAGAGAGUGGUGAUGUAGCCGUGAAUUGGCAAAAUGCAAGGCAGAAAGCGGAAAUCUUGGCGCAUCCGUUGUAUGAGCAGUUGUUAUCCUCGCAUGUGGCGUGCUUGCGCAUAGCGACGCCGGUGGAUCAGUUGCCGAGGAUCGAUGCGCAGCUUGCGCAGUCGCAACAUGUUGUUUCCAAGUAUUCGGCUCUCGGACAUGGUAAUUCGCAGAUGCUUGGUGACGAGAAGGAGCUUGAUCAGUUCAUGACACAUUAUGUUCUAUUGCUUUGCUCCUUUAAAGAACAACUGCAACAACAUGUUCGGGUCCAUGCAAUGGAAGCAGUAAUGGCGUGCUGGGAGAUCGAACAAUCCUUGCAAAGCUUAACAGGAGUUUCACCAGGUGAAGGCACAGGUGCAACAAUGUCUGACGACGAGGAAGACCAGAUAGAUAGUGAUGCCAACUUGUUUGAUGGAAGUCUGGAGGGUGCAGACAGCAUGGGAUUUGGUCCUCUUGUCCCUACAGAGAGUGAAAGGUCCUUGAUGGAACGAGUAAGGCAAGAGCUGAAGCAUGAACUGAAACAGGGGUACAAGGAGAAAAUUGUGGACAUAAGGGAAGAAAUUUUGCGCAAAAGAAGAGCAGGAAAACUUCCUGGUGACACUACUUCUGUCUUAAAAGCUUGGUGGCAAUCACAUUCUAAGUGGCCAUACCCUACAGAGGAGGACAAGGCAAAGUUGGUACAAGAAACAGGCUUGCAACUAAAGCAGAUAAACAAUUGGUUCAUCAAUCAGAGGAAGAGAAACUGGCACAGUAACCCUUCUACUUCCACUGUUUUGAAGAGCAAACGCAAAAGGUAUUCCAUUAAAGCAUUCAUUUUUUUGUUGAUUCACAUUUCUCAAGGGCUUUCCGCCAACCUUAAUUCGAAAUCAAAGUAAUGCAGGUGAAAACAGCAGUGGUGAUCGGUUCAUGUAAAUGAAGAGGGAAGUCCUAGAAUCAAACUCCCCAUUGAUCUAUCAUCUCAUGCUCCACGUGGGUUAUAUAAAUCCAACAUCAUACUACAUAGAAAUGUAACGCUAUAAGGAUGCAUGAAAACAAUAUGAUGAUCAAGUGAAGAACCAUUCUUUUGCUUCUACAAUUUCAAGCUAACGCAGUGGAUGAGGUAAGGUGGUGAUGACGAUAUAGGUAUAUGCUCUUCAAGGCAUGCAGAUGGUGUAUUAAUCCUUAUGAUUAGGAAGCUAAGAUUUUAAGAAAAUAUCACUUAAACCAAUUUCAUUUAUGAUUUUUGUUUCCUCUAUUCAUAGUUGAGAAUAAUCAUAGUGAUUGGGGUGUCAGUGUACAGUGUAAUAAUAAUUACCUCUUGCAUGGCUCCUAAUAGUACUGGUGAUUAUAGUUUUUAUGGCAUUGUAGUAUAGCAAUAAAUCUGCUGCAGAUAUGGUUACUUAUAUGUAACAUAUGAUCUUUGACACCAUAAUGAAUAGCAUUAAGUAUUCUCUGCUUUUUUAUUAA